Molecule: messenger RNA, 805 nt
Organism: Bombus huntii
Lineage: Eukaryota; Metazoa; Arthropoda; Insecta; Hymenoptera; Apidae
Gene: mRpL18
Product: 39S ribosomal protein L18, mitochondrial
Exons: 3
Coding region: 203-730 (175 amino acids)
Biological process (GO): translation
Cellular component (GO): ribosome; mitochondrion
Molecular function (GO): structural constituent of ribosome; 5S rRNA binding
Source: RefSeq, a predicted model, not a curated record
AAAAUAUUGUCUAUUGUGUUAUUGAUUAUGUAGUAUAGUUGAGCGAGGAGUUCACUGCCCAGCUUAUAUUCAUUAUUUGUGAUUGUCAGGAAAUAUUUAAAGAAUUUGAGGUUUAAACGAAAGAUAUACAUACGUAUACGAUUUACUUGCAUUUAAAUAAACAAAAUUAUUAAAAUAUUUAUAAAUUACAUAAAAUUUCAAAAUGCUUCGAAUACCUACUAACACCUUAAUUAAGAGACAAAUACAUGGAAAUGCAGAAAUAGUAAAAAAUUGUAAAGAAAUCAGGAAUCGCAAUCCACGAAAUUUAGAACGUUUAAGAAUCGCAAGGAAACCUAUAGGAUAUGCUCUUGAUAAACGUGAAUGUGGAUAUUGGCAUAAGUUGGUUGUACAUACCACUCAACGUCAUGUUGUAGCAGAAAUAUGUCAUUUUGAAAAUGGUCCAGUUAUCACAGUAUCAAGUAAAGAUUGGGGAUUGAAAAAACAAUUAUAUAGCACAAAUGACUGUAUAGCAUAUAAGUUUGUGGGACGUAUGCUUGCACAACGUUGCUUAGAAAGUGGUAUAUCUGAAAUUUAUUUGAAUAAAACUUCUUUUGUUAUUGGAAAGAAAGUACAAUCACUCAUCGAUACACUGUUAGAAAGUGGAAUUUGCUUACAAGAACCAGAGCAAUAUAAACACCCAAGACCUGGGACCAUGAAUUAUCCAGAGAAGCCUUGGGAAACAUAUGAAUAGUAUUCAGUUAUGUAUAAAUAUUAUAUAAAAGUAUAUAUAUAGUACACAGCAAUAAAUAUAAGUUGCAUAAACUAA